UGUCACAAGGUGACGAUCUUUUGGGCGGAACCAAAAGUCGGGAAACUUUGGUUCCGCCCGGAUGUUUCCGCCCAGACCGGGAAGAGGAAACACCGGACAUCCGGUAGCAUCGCGAGGGCUGUAAUCAGCGAAAUCAAGCGCAGCUGUGCGUGUUUAAGAGGAACGCCGGUUGAUUGGAGGAUCACAGCACACAGAGGAGUAUUUAAGAGCAGUGUAAAUCACAGUUUGGGGUGCGUAGUGUGUGAGUUGAGGUGCGGAGCUGUGCUCGUCCGUUACACAUUGGCAGUUGGUUGUACUUUCUCUCUCUCUCUCUCGUAGUUCUCAGUGGAUGCUACAGUAAGAGGAAACCCUGUGGGUAGAAGAAAACAUCGGUAAUUGUGACACGUUUGGAGUAACUAAGGAGGAAGGAAACGAAACAGUUUGUAAACUAUUUACCGAGGGGACCGCUGUGAGUAUUGGCUCUGGAUUUAACCGAAGUGUAACUACUAACCUGUGUAUUAUUGAACGCCUCCAGGAAGAGGAAGGCGGCCCUACCCCUGAUCUAGCGCGGUAGGUGAGCCGCAGGAAUAAGUGGAUUCAGUAGCCAUAGCAGCAGAACUAAAAACUCCGGCCGUAGUGCCAUCGCCCCCAUCUGACCCCAGCGAAGUGGAGGACGUCGGGCGUCUCGUGUGUACACUUGUAGUGUGGUGGGUGAGUCCAUGUAAUUUGAAAACCUUUCACGUUGAAGUGGUGCUGUGUAUUUGCCGUGGGUUGCUGUGCAAGUGCUGUGUGUCUUGUCAGACGUACCCCGCAUCAACCCUUCUACUGAGGAAGAGACGGAGAGGCUGACGGUCGUGAGUAACAUCAUUUAUUGUACGCUGUGUGCGAUGCGAGUGUAAAGUGACGGUGUGGGCUUUGGAAGUCGCCCCCGUCUGUGUGUCGACAGUUUCAGAGUGUGGCGGUGAAAACUUGGAAGCUGGCAGUGCGUGUGUGAGUACAACCACGAGCCUGUAUAUUGCUACUUUACCUGUGUGUUCUACCUUGUGGCAGAGUGAGAGGCGAAGGAGUUCCGCCGCCCCGUGGUCUCUACAAAGGGGCGCCCCUGUCCGGUAUUCGAUCGGCCUACGGGCAUUGAGGAUAGGGCAGCGCUCGGCCCGGUGAGACGGUGUGACGGUUCGCCCCCUGCUGAUCAGCGCAUUCGCCGAGAGGGUUUUUGCCCCCGGCGCCCCCCCUGGGAAAACCAUCGCCGUUCGCCUUUCUGUACAGAAAGGCCAGCUGUCGUAAGCCCGCCCCCGUGCAUUGUCGACCAGAACGUCAGUAGAACGAACUGUGGACAGUUAUACAUACCCUGAGCUGUAAACAGCAGAGAGGUGAGAAGUAUCCAAGUUGCACUAACUGUGUUGUUGUGUCCAAGCUGCCUGUAAAGGAAGAGAGAACGAGAGUGAACGUCAGUAGAACGAACUGUGGACAGUUAUACAGACCCCGAGCUGUAAACAGCAGAGAGGUGAGAAGUAUCAAAGUUGCACUAACUGUGUUGUUGUGUCCAAGCUGCCUGUAAAGGAAGAGAGAACGAGAGUGAACGUCAGUAGAACGAACUGUGGACAGUUAUACAUGCCCCGAGCUGUAAACAGCAGAGAGGUGAGAAGUAUUCAAGUUGCACUAACUGUGCUGUUGUGUCCAAGCUGCCUGUAAAGGAAGAGAGAACGAGAGUGAACGUCAGUAGAACGAACUGUGGACAGUUAUACAUGCCCGAGCUGUAAACAGCAGAGAGGUGAGCAGUAUCCAAGUUGCACUAACUGUGUUGUUGUGUCCAAGCUGCCUGUAAAGGAAGAGAGAACGAGAGUGAACGUCAGUAGAACAAACUGUGGACAGUUAUACAUACCCUGAGCUGUAAACAGCAGAGAGGUGAGGAGUAUCCAAGUUGCACUAACUGUGUUGUUGUGUCCAAGCUGCCUGUAAAGGAAGAGAGAACGAGAGUGAACGUCAGUAGAACGAACUGUGGACAGUUAUACAUGCCCCGAGCUGUAAGCAGCAGAGAGGUGAGAAGUAUCCAAGUUGCAUUAACUGUGUUGUUGUGUCCAAGCUGCCUGGAAAAGAGAGAGAACGAGAGUGAACUUCAGGAGAGUGACCUGUGGAAAAACCAUACUUACCAAGAGCUAUAAGCAAGCAGACAGGUGAGGACGAUCCAAGUCCAAACUAAACGAGUCUUCGUGUCCCAGUCGUAGCCUGUGGAAAGAAACAUAAAGUGGAGUGAGCAGUGAAGUAUCUGCCCAACGUGACACAGGUACCGCAGUUAAAGAGAGAGAUAAACCCCAAGUUCACACUAUUUUGUCUUUUGCCUCCAGGAGAGAAGAGGAGGGCGCCACGGAUAGCGGAGUUGGCAGGAGCCUGUGUUCCCCGUCCCCUCCCCCUUAUAUCUUGGUCACCAGCCCCUGGAACCCCCGUUGCCCUCUUCCCCUUUCUGCCACCUUCCCGUGCUGUGGUCUGCCUGGAAGGCAGAGAGGAAGCUAGUUUUAAUUGCCCCUUUCCCAUUCCCCAAGUUAUUUUAAAUAUUUAAAUAAAGUUUGUUUUAAUACUUACCUGCUCUCGUGUUGUCUGGUCAUUGGGUUGGCUUUGGGGACCUCCUCGAGGUGGAAGUUGAGAAGGGGCGUGGCUUUAGUAUUUAACAGCCAGCCCCUAGCCGUGACAAGAGUUCUCACUUCAAGCGUUCUGUACAUCAGAGCGAGUUGCCAUGCUGAUGCUUACUGGGACUUUGGCAUUUUUACUUGGAAGACAGAACUUCCUUUUCUAUAUCCGCUAUAUUGAAUAUUCCCAACAGUCUCUUUCGUUUUUUGUAUGAAAAAAUCUGUCUCCAUACUCUACUGUACUGUUUCGGGUAGUUUAGUGUUGGUCUUUUUUUGAAGAGGUGCUGCCUUCCACACCCACUUGGGUGUAAUGCCAUUGACUGACCUUCACCAGUAGUUCCUCUUUGUUAAAACAAUGACAUUUGUUCCUCAUAUUUGGUAAAUUCUACCAAGUCAAGCUCAUAUUUCUAUGACAGAUAAAGAUAAGAGCAUUAAGAUGAAUUACUUUUCUUUAAGUGCUUUUAUCAUGAUGUUUAUUUCUGUAGGUGCUGGAGAAUCAUGCACACAAAUUACUGAGAAUCUGAAUUACUCGUGUAUGGGAAGAAACCUCAGCUAUAUACCAGCCAGUAUACCCUCCUCUGUUCAAACACUUGAUUUCAGUUUUAAUGUCUUGAGAUACUUACAGAAGACUGUAUUCCCGCUUUUCUCCUUUCUGCAAGUACUUGAUCUUUCAAGAUGCAACAUCAUACACAUUGAAAACGAUUCUUUUGACAAUGUGAAGAAUUUGACAGCUUUGAUUCUCACUGGGAACCCUGUUACAUAUUAUGGACUUGAAUGCUUUAAUAUCUUACAUAAUCUACAGCGACUGGUUCUUGUGGAUGUCGGUCUCACUUCCCUACAGUUUCAUAUGAACAAUCUGACCAAACUACAGGAACUUAACGUUGGGACAAAUAACCUUCAGUCCAUGACUCUCCCUCCAUAUAUGAGCAGUUUUACAGACUUCACUGUGUAUGAUCUACAUGCUAAUAAUAUAUCCAUCAUAAAAUCUGAUCACACCACUGUACUGCGAGAGAUUGGCAGGAACAUGACUUUAAUACUCGGUAGGAAUCCUUUAUUAUACAUUGAACCAGGAGCUUUCAAAGACAUUUAUCUGAGAGAGCUGGACAUACGAUCUGCUUUUGUUUCAAUGAAUGCACAGAAAUUUGGUCUAAAAGCUCUUUAUGGACUUCAUGUCAAGACACUGAUGUUUGGAAAAUACAAAGGUAAACGCAUGUUUUAUUCAGUGGAUACAGACUUUUUAGAUGGCUUGUGCUCUAUACAUUUUCAGGAGAUAUAUUAUUACCUAAAAGCAAGGCCCAGUGAUCAAAUUAAUAUGUUUCGGUGUAUGUUUAAUGCUACAAAGGUAGUGGUCAAAGGAGGCAAUUUUUAUAAUUUCCCAUAUCUGCAAUUUCAUGACAUUAAGGAGUUUUACUUGAUGUCUAAUCUAUUGGAGACUUUACCAGGUAGCAGACUUUCACAUCUUCACUCUUUAGAAAAACUAGUAAUAACAAACAGUGCAACUACCCGAACAGAAGACUUUAAAGAUUUGCCUAAACUUCAGUAUAUGGAUCUGAGCUCUAAUGAUAUUGCUGUAAGAGAAUGCUGCUCUGGAUUUUUGUCAGGGAUUCCUCAAAUCAAAUACUUAAAUUUGAGUAGAAAUUCAGAAAUAGAUUUUACAGCAGGAGCAUUUGAUGGUCUUGAUUCCCUUGAGAUUCUGGAUUUACACCAUACAAAGGUUGGAGGUGUGGAAUUCUUUUCAGGUUUAUCUUACUUAAAGAAUUUAAGUUACCUGGAUUUUUCUUAUUCAAGCAUCAGAUUUGCUAACAUAUACUGCUUUUUUGGGCUGAUGAGUCUGAAUGUUCUUAAGAUAGCUGGUAAUAGUUUUCACAGUGAUGUGUCAAGAUAUUUAUUUAAUAAUCUUACACAUUUAGAGUAUCUUGAUAUGUCGUAUUGCCACAUUGACAAAUUACAUCCAAGCUCUUUCAAAGACCUUCGAAGGCUUAAGAUUUUAAAUCUCAGUGGAAACAAGUUAAUCACUAUAGAUUUUCUGACCAACACAAAUCUGAAGAAAUUAAAAUCAGUUUACCUAAAUCAAAACAGCAUUACUAGUAUCUCACUUGAUGUUCUCCAGAAGUUGCCCACAAAUCUUUCAUUGUUUGGUUUGUCCUUUAACCCCUUCGAUUGCUCCUGCUCUCACACAGAUUUUAUUUUGUGGAUCAUCAAUCAUCAGCAGAUGUUGGAUCAGCCACAUAACAUGUUAUGUAAAACCUCUUCACAGAGCUCAGAUUUUACAGUAACUGAUUUUGACAUUGACAGCUGUGUGCACAGAACCAAACUCACAAUUGUUGUAUUGAUAUGUUUUGUGUUGGUAUUGGCUGUUUUAUCAGUCCUGGUUUAUAGGUUUCAGUUUUAUCUGAAAUACUCAUGUGUACUACUGAGAGGUUACAGAUCAGCCAGACAACAAGAAUUUGCCUAUGAUGCAUUUGUGAUUUUUUCAAGCUAUGAUGAAAUGUGGGUCAUGAAUGAACUGAUGGAAAAUCUGGAGAAUGGAGUUCCACCUAUUCAGCUUUGCCUUCACAUGCGGGACUUUGAAGCCGGAAAAUCCAUCGCCUCCAACAUUAUUGAUGAAGGAAUAAUGGGUAGCCGUAAAGUCAUCGUGGUUGUGUCUCAACACUUCAUUAACAGUGAUUGGUGUCGCUUUGAGUUUGAAAUAGCUCAGUCCUGGUUUGUGAUGGAACGCAAUGCCAACAUCAUCAUCAUCAUUCUGGAAGAUGUGGAGGAGAGGAAGACUAAGAAAGUGUUUGGUCUUCAUAAACAUCUAAAAAAGAAUACAUACCUGAGGUGGAGUAGAGACCCGCUGAGUAAAAUGAGAUUCUGGAUUCGACUUCGGAAAGCGAUUAUUGCCACAAAAUAAUUAAUUGAAUCUAAUAAAUGUAGUUUGAUCAAUUAUGUUACUUUAUUUUAUAUAAGAAUUAACAGAGGAUGUUUAACAGGGGUCAAGCACAAAUGGGGUGUGUGUUUUGUUGCUCAUAACUUCCACAAUUUUGUCCAAAUAUCAGACAAUUUGAUUUCCAUCAUUGCUGUCAUUUUGGAUUUUGUCCAAAAACAACUUUUGCGAACAAGGCUCGAUUGACCAAAACCAGUGCUGAAAUAUUCUUUGGAGUUUGAUUAUAAAUCAUUAUUUAAAAAGUUGAACUUUCGACUCACCAUCAAAACGCAACACCCAAACAUUUAAUGGGGCAGAGCCUCUUUGACUUAAUUGACUAUAACUAAGGACAGGAAUGAGAAAUCAACACCAAACUUGGUACACAUCAGGCUUGUGCACAAUUCAGAAUUGAAUUGAGAAUGACUCCUUAAUUCCAAUUCAAUUCUUGAAUUUGAAUGGAAUUUGAAUUGAUGUCAAAAACAGGAUCUAGAAUUACAAUUCGAAUUUGAAUUAAAGGAAGCAGAAUUGCAAUUCAAUAGAAAUUCAAAGAAAUUCAUAUACAUAUUAAGCAGUAAGUGAAGUGUUAAAAAUGAAGCUUUCAGUAUAUGUCAGAUAUGUUUGCAUUACAUAUUCUAUAAAUUAUAUUCGUUUGAACUACUUGUACAGAUUACAUUAACAGGAAAUGUUUUCCCCAGGAAUUAAUGUUAAAAACUCUAGUCACAUAAUAAAUAAUUAAGUUUGAUUUUUUUUGUAAUUGUAAUUUUGUGGAACACAAAAUUACAUGACUUCAUUUUCCAGAAUGCUUAACUUUAACCAAAUAUUUAAAAUGGUUUACAAACAAUUUUCCAAAGUAACUUUCCUAACACUGAAUGUAUGUGAGAUUCUUUCUGUUGUGUGACUGUGGAUUUUGUUUUUGAAUUGCCAUGAAUUUAAUUCCACUUCCUGUCAUUCCAAUUCAACUUCCUGUAGGGCGGAGUCAAUUCAAAUUCCAAUUCAUGAAUUGAAUGGAGGCCAAUUCUGAAAUUCUGAAUUGUGCACAAGCCUGGUACACGUGUAUGGGCCCAAUGUGAGAUCACAUGCAAAAAAUUUCGUUGCUUGACCAGUAGUUGGCACUAUAAUACAAUAUCAUACGAAAAUAUAUGUAGAAAUGUUGUACCGAUUGACUUGAAACUUGGCAACUCUAGUCCUUGUACAAGAUACCGUCAAUGGUUAAAAGGACUUUCACAUAGCUCAAAAACAUGGCUGCCAUUGACCAUGAAAUUUAUGCAGCUAUUAGACAAGGUUUAACGGAGGCCGAUCAGAAAAAAACUUGAUGGGACUGUUUAACUCUUGAUCCCGAAGGUCUUUGGAAAGGUUGAACAAAAAUCGUCCACCAGGGGCGCUAUCACGUUUUUUUUCAGUGUUUAAGUGAUUGUGUAUUUUGCUGUGUUUCAGAUAUAAACAAACACUCAUAGCAUUUGAUAGAUCUCAUAAUUCUGAACAACUUUUCCUCAAGAACCACUGGUCUCAGUCAAAUCAUUUCUUUGAUAUAUGUUGUUUUUCGGGCGAUCGGAACCAAUCUAGUGCAGAAACAUUCUUUAGACACUGAAUAUCGAUAGUUUAAAAAAAUCUUGAACAUUCGACUUGUCAUAACAACACCAAGCCCAAAUGUUUGAAGUGGUGUGGCCACUUUUACUUAAAUGGCUGUAAUAUAUGAUAGGAAUAAAAUAUUAACACCAAACUUGGUGUACUUAUGUAUUGACCCAGUCUGAGGGAAUGUAAGAUUGAAAAUAUAGGAAUGUAUUACUCCGUCACAACCUCCAUUUCCAUCCUGUACCAUCUGCAUUCCUGUGCUCAUUGACUUUAGGUAGAGUCGUUUAUCCAGUACAGUGGGGGUUAAAUGUGAUCUUCUGAUUGGUCAGUUUGAAUGUAUCAUGUUAGUUUUAGUCACAUGUUCAAGGGAUAGAGGAUAAAGGACAAGAUUUUUUAUCUUUGCAUUAGAAUACCUUAAAGACAUAGUGGUGGGCUCUUUUGACCCAUGUUAACAUUAUUGUAACAUUUUGUGUCCCGAAUGUGUCCCACCACUUAACAUUUUCUUCUAGUUACAUGUUAGUGUUCCAAAGUUUAAGUAUAUUUGCUAACAAUGCAGAAUAUCUACACAGGCAUGCUCUUAAGGUCUUACAAACACUUGCAGCUGUAUUUUCAUGUUGUCUUCAGUCUGUAUUCAGGCAAACUCUUAAAAAUUAUUUGUUUGUUGUAAAUACUUCAAACAAAGGGCUUUGUGCACAUCUAAAUGAUGCGUUUCAAAAUGAAUAACUUGAAUAAACAAAACAGAGAAGUGAGAGUUGGAUGCACUCUUGUAAAAGACAAUAGAGUAUAAACAGAUCUGUGUUAAACGCUGUAGUGAAAUAGAUGUUAUAGAAAAUCGAUUUAGUUUUUCUGUAAUUUGUUUUAUUGUUUAAUCACUCUUUUGGCAUAUAAUCAACCCUUAAGUUGCAUUUCAUUUGUAAAGUAAAUAAUUAAAGAAACUGAUGUGAUGGUUACAUGCAAGUACACAACUGCUUACCCUUAAAUAGCAAAUGAAAAAGUUCCUAAAAUGAUCAUCUGAUCCUGGGUGCCAUGUCUUUGCGAUUGUUUUAUAUACUCCGGUAUUUUUGAGUUGUUCUCUAUUUAAAUAAAUGUAAACCCAAUAGAAAACAUUUUAGGUUGUCAUGUUUUGUUUUUUGUAUCAUUGUCACUCAAAGUGACUGUAUCAAAGUUGAAAUUGUUUGCUUAACACAAUGAAGCUUUAUUUUACAAAGUGUCAUAACAAAAUUAAUAUUUGUUCGUAAAAAUAAUCUCACGACCAAUAAAUUGCUGGAUUCUUGGCUUUAACCUAAGGUACUAACUGAAAAUAAAGUAGCAUAUGUAUUUCUUUAUUCCUUAAAACACACACACACACAUGAGACAGUAGUGCCCUACACCCUUGAGAGUUCUCACUUCAAGCGUUCUGUACAUCAGAGCGAAUGGCCAUACUGAUGCUCACUGGGACUUUGGCAUUUUUACUUGGAAGACAGAACUUCCUUUUCUGUAUUGGCUAUAUUGAAUAUUCCCAACAGUCUCUUUCAUUUUUUGUAUGAAAACGGGGAUCUGUCUCCAUACUCUACUGUACUGUUUCUGGUG
Messenger RNA from Misgurnus anguillicaudatus (oriental weatherfish), 8649 nucleotides. RefSeq names its product toll-like receptor 4. NCBI's taxonomy places the organism in Eukaryota, Metazoa, Chordata, Actinopteri, Cypriniformes, Cobitidae. Gene Ontology annotation, molecular function: protein binding. Gene Ontology annotation, cellular component: extracellular matrix. The record is from RefSeq and is a predicted model, not a curated record.